ACUGUCAGACUGUAUCCCUUGAGCAAUUACACCUUCGGCACAAAAGAGACACAACCAGAAGAAGAUCCCUCGGUCCUUGCUCGCUUGAAGCGCCUAGAAGAACACUAUGACGAGUACGGCAUGAGAAGAACCUGUGAAGGCAUUCUCGUAUGCCACGACCACAACCACCCGCACGUUCUCAUGCUGCAAAUCGCAAAUGCCUUCUUCAAGCUGCCUGGAGACUAUCUUCCACACGACGCCGAUGAGAUCUCAGGCUUCAAGCAGCGCCUCAACGAGAGACUCGCCCCCUCCGGAAACCAAUUCUUCAACGAUGGCAAUGAGGGCGAGUGGGAGAUUGGCGACACCCUUGCGCAAUGGUGGCGACCAAACUUUGAGACUUUCAUGUACCCCUUCAUCCCACCACACGUCUCUCGUCCGAAGGAGUGUAAGAAGCUCUAUUUCAUCCAGCUGCCCAAGAGUAAGGUCUUGAGCGUCCCCAAAAAUAUGAAGCUACUUGCCGUUCCCCUCUUCGAGCUCUACGACAAUGCCCAGCGCUACGGUCCUCAGCUUUCCGCCAUCCCUCACCUCCUCUCCCGCUACAACUUCGAAUUUGUCGACGAGCAAGGAAACGUCUCGGCUGUGACGCCUGGAGGUAACCCUAACGAGGGUAGUGUCCCGAGAACAAAGGUACUUGCAGGUGGAGAAGAGUCGGUCCAACAAGAGAACGGUGCUCAGCAAGACUCGAAGAUGGAGUAG
Molecule: messenger RNA, 735 nt
Organism: Aureobasidium subglaciale EXF-2481
Lineage: Eukaryota; Fungi; Ascomycota; Dothideomycetes; Dothideales; Saccotheciaceae
Exons: 2
Cellular component (GO): mRNA cleavage factor complex
Molecular function (GO): mRNA binding
Source: RefSeq, a predicted model, not a curated record